UGCAAUUCUUAUUCACAGACAGCAGAUACCUUCAGUAGCUAACACCCUUAGCGGCUCAUACUCUCAGCGGACCUCGUGCCUUCCUUAUUCAGACAGUAUUCAAGCCUUUCCAAUAUACCCUCUUCAAAGGCGAUCGUCUAGACGCGCAAAGCUCUCACAUAUAUCCAUAUACAGAGUACAAGAUAGGUCGUCGCUGCUUCCGCUGCUUGUUGCAACACCAGCAGAAGAUCACAAGGCUUCCGGUCGCUCUUUCGCCCGGCAGAUAGCUUCUUCAGCCCAAGAGGGGAAGGCCGAUACAGACCUUCACCGGCCCUAGAUCUCUAGUAAGUACGCUCCUUCCCUCGUCGCCGACCAUCUCACUCCAUCUUAUCUUCUUACGAUUGGUCAAGAGGCCAAAUCUUUUCCCUUUAGCACAAUAACCAUUACCCAUUAUCCCAAGCCCAUCCAAUCCUAGCAACAAAUACACCAAGCUUUAACUCUACCCUCAAGGCUAGCCCAAUCACCAAACUCCUUCCCCAUACCCCCUUCCCAAUCCUGCUCAUACAGUGCAACUCGCCCAUAAACAUCUACACUAUCCACACCACAACCUCGUUGAGAUAGUACGAUGGCCCACCGUGCUUUCCGCAAGGGCAAGGGCAAGGGCAAUUACAUACCCCCAACAUCAAUACUUAUACCCUCCCCAGCCCCCGUCUCUAACGAAGUCCAAUCUCCAGUCUUCCCAGCCGAAACCGUCAACAUGUGCUUCGUCGAGUACGUCGGCUACACCUGCGGACACACCAGCGUCCCCGUCAUGCGGCCCUGUCCCAUGACCACGCAGAUGCACAACAACCCCUGCUGUCCGCACCCGGCAUGCCGCCCCAUGCUCCCCCCGACCAUGUGUCCGGCCUGCGGCCGCAUUCUCCACGGCCGGUUCAUCGACAUCAUCGAAUACGAGCACCGAUUCAUGCACGAGCGCGGCGCCUGUAGCUGCAGCAUCCGGUUUCCGCACCUGCAACAGCCGCGCAUGGUCACCCGCAGCGGAAGCGGCUACGGCCCCACUUUCGGCAUUACCGAGCCCCCGGCACUCAGCUUCCCGGCAACCGCGCAGAUGGACGGCUCCCAGUUCUCCUUCUCUCCGUCAGCCGCGGCUUUCACGCCGUCUACCGACCCGAGCCCAUACUCGCAAUUUGCGCAGCCGUCGACCUCCAACGCUGCUAACAUUGCAACAACAACUCUCCCUGCCAGCAUGGCUAAUAUGAGCAUUAGCACACCCUCCGACAUUCGUAGCGCUAGCCCUGAGAUCCCUAGCCGACAGCGUCCCGGCAAGGGCAAGCGAUGGAAGGGCAAAGGACGUGGCGAUCAGUCCUUCUACCAGAACAAUCGCCAGCGUCGCCGCGCCUCAACCUCCGGCACGCCCCGCAAUGGUCCCGGACUACCGCCCCUAUUCGAGGAAAGGGAGCACAACUCCUCCAGACGCCUCAGCGUAUCGGUCCGCAUGCUGAGCCUCUACGGCGCCGAGUGGACACGUGACCAUGCCGAGUUACACCGAGCCGGUCGCUGCUCAUGUGACAUUACGUUUGAUCGCUAUACAGGCCGCUCGGAAAUGCGUGAAGAAAUUGCGUCUGCUUCGGCUGCUGCGGCUGCUGCUAGGAGCAAUAGCGACAACAGCAGUGGUGGCAUGCCCGCGAUCCAGUACGGCCCGAACGACGCUCGUCGAUACGCCAACGACGGCGAGAGCGCGAACACCUUGCCCACGUACAACUACGACGGCAACACUGGUGCCAGCACCUCCAGCUACCAGAGUCCCAGCGUAUCAAACUUCGCGCCUAGCUUCCAGCCGCCCGCGGACCAGGCGAUGCCGCCGUAUCUGCACAUCUCCGACACCGUUCAUCAAUACUGGACUCCCCACAACGUGCAAUCCACACCUAUCACUCCCGUCGCUCCCGGUCAGCCCGCCCGUUGGGCCUGUAGCCCCCCUGACACAUCCACGAUGCAGGGUCACGGACAACAGCCUCAGCAGCAGCAGCAGCAUGGCUACAACGACGCCUCACCCCGAGCCCCGAUUUUCCCUAGCACUAUUAGUCACCCCGUCGACAUGCAGACCAUCUACUACGAACCAGAAGGCACCCCUAUUCUCGGACUACCCGUCGGCGCGGGCCCCGAAGGUGACUCUCACAUGCCCCCCUUCGAGAACUGCGAGCUGUACUACCCCAAACUUUCCCCGGAGCAGCGCCCGGCAUCUCACUAAAGAUACCAGAGAUAUCAGAU
Daldinia loculata is the source of this 2247-nucleotide messenger RNA. RefSeq lists its product as uncharacterized. NCBI's taxonomy places the organism in Eukaryota, Fungi, Ascomycota, Sordariomycetes, Xylariales, Hypoxylaceae. The transcript has a single exon. Bases 605 to 2227 code for a protein of 540 amino acids. The record is from RefSeq and is a predicted model, not a curated record.